Glarea lozoyensis ATCC 20868 is the source of this 654-nucleotide messenger RNA. RefSeq lists its product as uncharacterized. The transcript has a single exon. The record is from RefSeq and is a predicted model, not a curated record. Lineage: Eukaryota; Fungi; Ascomycota; Leotiomycetes; Helotiales; Helotiaceae. The coding region runs from base 1 to 654 and encodes 217 amino acids.
AUGUCGUUCGAACAAUGGAAAGCCUACGAAGAAGCAGAAUUAGACAACAUCCUCCCCGAACUGGGAAUAUAUGGGGGAACUAUGACAUUGAAAGACGUAGCUGAACACAUAACCAAGAGAUCCAUCAGACAGCGAUGGCGAUCUCCAAGACGCUACACAGCUAACUCUGUCAAAGCACAAAUCUGCAAUAGCCAAGCUCGAACCGAGAGAAUGCGACGAACUGCCAGAGAACGUCUGAGUGGAGACACGGCUACAAAACGUCGUUUCACAAUCCAGAAGAGAUAUGUCUACGGCGGAGAAUUCCCUUUGAAUGGCCAUGAGCUGAAAUCUUUACUCGCUACUCGUGCUGAGUUGGAGGAGUUUGAGAAGGAGGCUGAUGAAGCUUUGGAGAGUGAAGAAAUGGAUAUCCUUCCUACUCAAUUGAUGACAGAGAAGUCUUUUACACCACCUGAACAACUCUGUCUUCCCAUUAGGAAGAGACUCCAAGAUGAUGUACCCAAUCAUAAUCCUCAAAAACGACGAAAGACGAUGGCAACAGUGUCUGAAAAUAGGGUCAAGCAGAUUGAGUUGGUUCUCCUGACUCAGAACGAUUCUAACACCCCUAAGUGGCCUAUGUAUCCAGCUCGCAAGCUCCCAAGAGGUAUUUCAGGUUAG